AUGUUACAUGCCGAUAAAACACAUUUGACAAAUGUGGUGCACAACCUGAUCGACAAUGCCAUUAAGUACAACGACAAACCGCGGCUGAUGCUGGAACUGAUCAUCCAGGAAACCGACCAGGAAAUUUACCUGAUGGUAAAAGAUAACGGGAUGGGCAUUUCCGCAGCAGAUCAACAGAAGGUUUUUGAUAAAUUCUACCGGGUGCCACACGGUAAUUUACAUGACGUAAAAGGUUACGGACUGGGACUCAGUUAUGUGAAGGAGAUCGUGCGGCUUCAUGAAGGACAGAUUCGUAUUGAAAGUGUGCCCGGACAAGGA
Ostertagia ostertagi is the source of this 318-nucleotide messenger RNA. The record is from the annotation of a GenBank genome assembly. NCBI's taxonomy places the organism in Eukaryota, Metazoa, Nematoda, Chromadorea, Rhabditida, Trichostrongylidae.